Molecule: messenger RNA, 5320 nt
Organism: Petromyzon marinus (sea lamprey)
Lineage: Eukaryota; Metazoa; Chordata; Hyperoartia; Petromyzontiformes; Petromyzontidae
Source: RefSeq, a predicted model, not a curated record
UGGCUUAGGUGGAAAUGUAUAGCAGCCAAAUACUCUUAACGCAUUGCUUUGCCUGUGCGCCUGGCAUGCGCGCUAUCGUUAUUACCGCUAAUUAAAUGCUUCCUAGGACAAACGCUUGUUAUAAAAUCCACCAUGCAUUUUGAGGUGGGAACACUCGGCACUGAAUUAUUAAGUACCGUAAUUAUUGAUUGCUUCAUCCAGCAGUGAUUGAUGAUAAAUACAGAGAAGCAGCAGGGGGCAGUUCCAAUUCCCCAGUGUGCUUGGAAACAACUCAUGGCCACUAAUGGCUCGGCAAAUAUAUGUAAGUGUUAUGUCGUCUAUAGUACAGUUAUUAUAAUUUUUGCUCCCUGCCAAGUAUCUUUGAGUCCAAAGACUGAAUAUUCAAGAGGGUCCUGAUUGUAAAUGUUUAGCCUCUUCAUUUGUUAAUUCUUACACUGUAGCUGAGUGCACACAUAAUACAGUAAUAUCCCCAUCUCUUCGUGGUCCUCCAACCCAACAUCUGGCCGGGUUGUAGAGAAGGGUGUAGAGGUAACUAUGUUGGUGUGAUAAAUAUGCACGUAUCAUUUACAGCCCUUUGUCAAUCCACUGCUGGCUGAAGGUAGUCACCGUCACCUUGUCCAUGUCAUUGAGGUUAUUGACCAUACUUUACCACGCUGGUCAGUGCUGGUUGGUAAAGGGGUGCAUCCAGGAUUGGUUCAGAUAAUCACUCCCCACUGAUGUCAGCCGUGACCAGGAUUCAAACUGAUGAGUUCACUUGCCAAGUACAUAUUGCAUGUCACUGCUCCUCCCAAAAAGCUUUCGGCAAUGACACGAAUUUAAAACAAAUUUGUCAAAAACACUGGCCUUAAAAUUAAAAUACAAAAUAUCUAAUAGACGACGUUAUCAUAGCACAUAAAAUGAUAAUCGAUUUUUGGCUUGAAAAAAAAUUAAAUGUUUCAAAGGCAAACUCGAUUCAAUGAUUCUGUCGGCUUCAAUAAUUAGGUGACGAGGCGAGAAACCUCACCCUUUCAUUCGGGCAUUCUCGCAGCCAGCAGUGCACCAUCCUGCGGUGGGACCACGUCCAACGUACACAGGAACACACCUUGCUGCAAGUGCCUCGCGUUUGUGAAACGUGUUUACCCACACGCCGUGGUUGGUAUCCGUAGAACCGAGGGAUGCGGAACUGAUGCGCGUAACGUUGGCGCAGCCUGUGUCCCUUGAUCCGGCAACGCAAUCUGCUUCACAAACAAUUAGCGCACACUUUUUGCUAACUAGAGCGUAAACUUACGCGCACGCGCACACACACGCGCGCGCCCACUCUCACUCACUCACUCGAAUAGAGUCGGUGGCACAACCUUUGCUACGCGAGGCACGCUGAAUUUCUUAAAGCAGCUAUGGAGGAGCGUCCAGGAUGCCCGCCAUUCAAGCUUGGAAAGUCCAUGUUUGACCAGACCACAUUCUACGGACGCCUUCGGCACUUCCUCGACAUCAUUGACCCAAGGACUCUGCUCGUGAGCGAGGUUCCGUGCCCUGGCCGUGCUGUAAUUCCAUCAACCAUGGAAAUUCGGGCGUAAACACAACACAAAUUGGAUUUAUAAUUCAUCCCAAGUGCGAGACCGCAUCUCCAACCGGCGUACAAAUGGGGAGGACGUGCACAUCGAGGGGGAGCUGCUGCGAGCCGUGGAGACCCUCGACGACUACAAGAAAGGCGUCGCUCGUCCUGGGGUUGACGGACAAGCAGCUCUGGGAAGCGCAGAAAGUCAAGCAGGCCAUUUUGCACCCUGACACGGGCGAGAAGAUUUUCAUGCCGUUCCGGAUGUCAGGUUACGUACCGUUUGGGACCCCCAUUGUUGUUGGCCUCCUACUCCCCAAUCAGACGCUCGCCACCACGGUUUUUUGGCAGUGGCUGAACCAAAGUCACAACGCGUGCGUGAACUACGCCAACCGCAACGCCAGCAAGCCAACGCCGACGGCGCGCUUCGUGCAGGGAUACCUGGGAGCAGUGUGCAGCGCGGUGGCGCUUGCGGUGGGACUAAACGUCUUCAUUAAGAGAGCCAGCGGCUUCAGCCCGGCCACCCGUCUCCUCAUCCAGCGCCUCAUUCCCUUCCCUGCCGUGGCCACCGCCAAUGUGUGCAACGUUCUGCUGAUGCGGCACAACGAGCUGCAGGAGGGGGUGGACGUCGUGGAUGAGCACGGCCGCGUCGUGGGGACCUCGCGGACAGCAGCGAAGCACGCGCUGGUGGAGACGGCGGUGACGCGCAUCGUGCUGCCCAUGCCCAUCCUGGUGCUGCCCCCCCUCAUCAUGGCGAUGCUGGAGAGAUUGACGUCUCCCUGUUGGAGCCAGAGAUACAAGCGUCGACCACGGACAAGAUCCUCACUUACAACAAGGGCCUGUGAGGCAAGUGACGCCUCCUCUCUCCACCCUGGAAGACGCCUGCAAGAAAUCAACAAAUCGCAACUCUCCCCAUGGCUCGCACCUGCACGUCCCUCCCAGGCAAAGGCCCUCAUCGCGUUGCGUCGUGGUGCGUGCGCCGCUCGCCGCAUGCGGACCGACGCAGCGUUCGGUGUUUUUUUCCCCCCCUCUCUCUCUUUCCCUGGGAUUGUUUGGCAUUGUGGACGUAAUGUGACAUGCGCCUUUAUUGAGCAGCAAGUCAUAAUUCUCGGCAAACCCUUUGACCCGCUGGAAUGCGUGAGCUACUUAAAAAUAACCCCCCCCCCCCCCCAACGCAAUUUUACAAGAGUAAAAAAUUAUUUAAAAAAAACGCGGCCCUACCAAGAGAGAGAAAUGUAAUGGCUGUUAUUUAAUGCCGUGCCUUCCUACGGCAGAGAAUGAAACCCUUCGCAGUGAACACGGAACAAAAUCCCUCUGAGGUCAACAACAACGCUUUGAAAGAUAAGCCGAUACAAGCUUAGUAUAACGUUCACAUGGGGGUUUGAACCCGAAGAAGGGGAGGUAGACGUAGAGAGAGAGAGAGAAAAAAAACCGCGUGUUUUGAGCGCUGCAGAAACGGACAGCUGCACCAACUCGAAUUCCUGUCGCGUCCGACACGACGCGACAAUGAUGCAGGGCCUUUGUCGAGAGACACGGGGGGAGGGGGGGGGACUGAGCGGGCCAGGAGGGGAAGAGCCGCUCAUUACGUAAUCGUCCCCGAUACCUGCACGCACACCGCGCGGCACCUCUGACUAGCACGGUUGGCUACGUACGGUGCGAAAGAAGUCCCACGUACGUGCCAGUUUUUUUGUUGUUCCCUCCACAUCGCGUGCCAGCCGGGUUUGAGCUACAAGUCCGGUUCGUCGACGGGUCUUGAUUCUCUCGCUCGUGGUCGCGCGCGUGCAUCAGCAGAGAACCGCAUCGGGUAGCGACGAUUCGCGUCGCGUCACAACGGCUGUGUCACGUGUGCCCCCCCCCUCUCCCCCCCUACCGCAAGCCGCUACAGCUGCUUACACUGCCAUUGACUGCAGUGCUAAAACAAAAAAACUGUCAUUGGUUCUUGAAAUGUGUGUCAUGGAUCGUGGGAAUUCAUUGAAUCACUCAGUGCAGUGGGGGGGGGGGGGGGGGGGGGGGGGGUUUGAGGGGGUCUGGACCUUGUCCAUUAGCCUGCUAGCCCCGUAAUUGGGUCUUGUGCUCACAAUCCAUAAGUUGGAUUCCAUAAACUGGAUUGUGCGCGUAUAAACAGCCGAUGGUUUACCGCUCAUGGAGAUGAGACGCUUACGAUAUAUUUAGGCUAACGGAGUGAACAAAACUGCGCGAACUCGAAGGGGAAGAAAGAUAAUGCAGAUGACACAAAGUGAAUCGGCUGGGAAGGCGAGGUGUCAUGUUUCUGCCUUGCGGGGCAUGUUGCGCUGCAUUGAUUCGUCGAUUACAACUGAUUAAUUAUGAUUAAAAUAGCGAUAAGCGCAUUACAUAGUUUGUGUAAGGAUGAGUUGUUUUUGACGAAUCCUGUUCGUGGUGCGUUAUUUGUUUGUACGACGCCUGCAGCCACAAUUAACGAUUUGUUUCCUCUCGUUCCGAUAAAUCGUCGCGAUUUGAGGUCACGGUUCGAUUACAGAAUCAAUGUGGAGAGGAGGAGGGGGAGGAGAGGGGUGUGAUUAUUCUUUUGUUCUUUCGGUAAAGUCACGUAGAAAAUAAAAUGUAAUAAUAAAAGAAACAUAGUAAACUUAUGAAUAAUAUGCAAUACAACACGGAGAGUCGACUAACACAACGCGUGUUGACUGUUGUUUUAGCCGACUCUCUGUGUUGUAUCGCAUUAUAUUUCAAAAGUUUACUACAUUUGGUUUUCUAAUUCAUUCUUACCUGAUGACGGUUGCUUGUGUUGCAAUCGAAACGUCGUAUUCUAUUACUAUUUAAUUUAAUUUUCUACGUGACUUCACCGAAAGAACCGAAGAGUAAUUCCUGCAGUCACGAAAGCUUCCAAUCUAGGGGUGUGAUUGUUGUGAAAAGUUAACGUAGCGUCGUCUCUCGUGGCUGCAAGGGUCGCGUGCGGCAAACGCAACACAAGAAUAUUGCUGCGUUCCGUAAAAAGAAGGCCCUGGUUGGUGCCAUGCAGCAUGCACGAGAGUCGUAUUAUAUUAGUGUUGUUGUUGUUUCUGUAAUUUAAAUCGACGAAUCGGUGCCUCGUGACUUACCUAGAGAAUAAGCUGUUGCUUUCAAUCACCUUGACCAAGGACUCUAGAAUGUUGAAAGUACGCUUUGUUGUGAGUUCGCUUUGGUCAGAGUCUUGAGCAUGAUAUCUGAGAUAAUUGUCCUUGGCAUGUAAGGUUGUGAAUGUAUUCAAGCCGCAAUCAUUAUUGUUCGCUCUCGUGCCUGCAAAAUGUUUAGUAGCUGAAAAUAUAAUGAACUUGCGGGCUUCCAUAAAACAUGCACAUAAUCAUAAUAUAUUCGUAAAUAAGUAUAUGACUACAGUAAUAAUUAAUAUAAUGCUGGAUUGAAGGGCUUCUCACAUCGUGAUGAUCAUUGCGGUUGUUUGACCAUACUUCACCAUGGUAGCCAGCGUAGGUCGGUGAAGGAAGGGGUAGGGUGGCCAGAACCGGUUCAGAUGUCAGCCCCUGGUUGGGGAUCGAACUCGGUGUGGCUGGGUUGAUAGUGCAGUUCUCUGUCUCAGCACGGUGUAAACACUCCACAGUUGUCUGUCAUGUAACAAUGUAAUGAAAUAAUGUAACGUUUACAAGAUGUAUUAAUUGUUAAUGCGUGACGCUAAGUAUAAUUUUAAUUAUGAUGCUGUUGAAAAAUCCCACUCACACUUGUGGUCUGACUGUUUUGUUAAAAUGUACGCCUCACACUAAACAGGGUAGCACAUCUAUUGAACAAUUUCUCACCGAAAUAAAGUUUACACUUCAGUGA